CGUAAGCGAGCCGUGACAUCGCGAACGGUUCGCAGCUUCCGCACCCUUAAUAUUGAGCAUUCGAUAAUUCGCGCUACGCUGGCCAUCGGUUUAGAAACUCGAAUUAAAGAAAGGACACGCUUGAUUAGUUGCAUUGAUUUUGGACUGUGCGUGUUUGUGGUUAAGUGGACUGUGUGUUUCCGCCGCUGCAUUUAGGUCACGGAGCUGGAGUGAAGAGCGAAUUCGAAUCCACAAAUCGUUAUCGAAUAUCCUAAUUAGUAUACGCAAAAAAUUGUGACAUUGAAAAGUUUAGUGGCAAUAUUAAGUGAGGUUAGGAUAUGCGAGUGACUCGUGUAUAACGCUAGGACAACAAGCUAGGACUUGUGGCACGCUAGGAGUGGCACGAUAGGGUUGUGCCCGAGUGACGCGCGAGGGUCGCGGGCUGCGAGGAUACUCUCGAGGGUGGCGCUGCACGGGGGCUGGGGGCGGGCUGCGCCGGCGCCCGCACACGCCGCCACCACGCUGGUGGGCGGGCUGGUGGCGCCGCCGCGGGAACCCACCACGGCGGCAGAGGCCUUCUGGAAAAUGCCACAUAAAGAUGAGCUGAUGCACAGUGCAGCUAUGGGUGGCGGUGCGCUGUUCGGCUGCUCCUCCGCCGGCCACAGCGGCAUCAACCAGCUGGGCGGGGUCUACGUGAACGGCAGACCGCUGCCCGACUCCACGCGGCAGAAGAUCGUCGAGCUGGCGCACUCGGGGGCUCGGCCCUGCGACAUCAGCAGGAUCCUGCAGGUCUCCAACGGCUGCGUGUCUAAGAUACUCGGCAGGUAUUACGAGACGGGGUCGAUCAAGCCACGUGCGAUCGGUGGCUCCAAGCCCAGGGUCGCCACAACGCCAGUGGUCCAGAAGAUAGCUGACUAUAAGCGGGAGUGCCCGUCGAUCUUCGCGUGGGAGAUCAGAGACCGCCUGCUCAGCGAAAACGUGUGCAAUAAUGACAACAUUCCUAGUAUAGGCUGA
This is a messenger RNA of Zerene cesonia (dogface butterfly), 993 nucleotides long. RefSeq names its product paired box protein Pax-6-like (gene toy). Bases 565 to 993 code for a protein of 142 amino acids. Gene Ontology annotation, molecular function: RNA polymerase II cis-regulatory region sequence-specific DNA binding; DNA-binding transcription factor activity, RNA polymerase II-specific. The record is from RefSeq and is a predicted model, not a curated record. Lineage: Eukaryota; Metazoa; Arthropoda; Insecta; Lepidoptera; Pieridae. The transcript has 5 exons. Gene Ontology annotation, biological process: regulation of transcription by RNA polymerase II; anatomical structure development.